ACUACACGCUCCGUGAGAGGCUAACAACGAGCCUGAACAGGAGGCCUACUGGCAGGUCGUGUGUGUCGGUAUGUUAACAGGUUUUACCAGAGGAGAGGUGAGGCAGUAGACGCCGCCCCUCAGGUGUGGGCGCAGUGACUCACUGUUUCACCACCGACACACGGCUCUUUCACUCCGACACUCCGCGGAGACAUUUGCGUUCAUGCCUCCGUUCAACAAAUGUGCACGAAGAGACUUUUAACAGAGUAACUAACCUGCCGGAGGUGACGCAGUUUAAAUGUUUUAUCCCAUGUUUCGGAUAUGGCCUCUGCUUCUGCUGGGAGGACUCGUGCUGCCAGGGGUGCAACAUGUCAGUGGAAUAAUUAUUUACACGGCGAAAGAGGUGGAAGUGGCCAACGGGACGAAUGUGAAACUGAAGUGCACGUUUUCUUCCAAUCACCCAGUGUCAGCUAAGUCUGUCACCGUGUCCUGGAAUUUCAGAGCCCUGAACUCAAAUUCAGAUGAGUCGGUCUUUUACUACCAGGAGCAACCAUACCCUCCCAUGGAAGGGCGUUUUAAAGGCCGCGCGGUGUGGUCGGGAGAUAUUAUGAAAAAGGACGUUUCCAUCACCCUGCAUGAGGUGCCUGCGACCUUUAAUGGCACCUUCACCUGCCAGGUGCGCAACCUUCCAGAUGUGCACGGCAGCAGCGGAGAGCUCACCCUCAGAGUCGUCAACAAAGUUUCCCUCUCUGAGAUCAGCAUCCUGGCAGCAGCAGUUGGCGGCGCCUGUGGUGUCAUCCUCAUCCUCCUCUCUAUCUUCGUGGUGGUGAGGCUCUGCAGGAAAAAAAAUGUGGAGUCCGACCCUGAGAUGCAAGUGCGGGAACACGAGUGGAAGGACCCGACCGUGUGUUCACCUGAAGAGGCCAUUCAUCUAACAGUUUUCAAGGAGAAAGAACCUGUUAGCUCAGAUGAUGAAGCGUCUGAACCCAGCAGUGGAGAUGAUGAUGAGGAAGAGGAUGGCCUUGAAGACGAUGACGACGAUGACGACGAUGAUGACGAUGAUGAUGGUGGAGAUGACGACGAUGAUGAUUAAAUGGACACACUCAAACGAUUAUAAUCGUCUUUCCCGGUAUUAACGUCUGCCUUUUUGCCUCUCAUGAACAUGAUUGAAAUGGUUAUGUGUAAUUUAUUGUACAUUUUUCAGAGUUUUGUGCAUUUUUCAGAGUUUCGUGCAUUAUAGUCAACGAAUUACAGUAUAAAUAAGAGUAGAUGUUAAAGGAAUGCCCACCCUAAAAUAGCUGUUUUUCUAACAAUAACUCGCCCCGUACCUGAAAUUCGUAAAGAAAAAGUAGUUGUUUAUUGCAUGCCUCAAGUGUGGAUUAAGAACUCAAAAUCUUAGAAAAGUUAUGAUGAAUUAAAGCAAACAACAGCAAUACUUUAUACAAACAAAAUUGUUUACAAACCCUCACACAACUAUACGCAGACUUUGACAUGUACAAUUGGCAGAGUUCCCCUUUUAAGUUCUGUGUGAUGUACUGUAUGGAUGUGGAUUGAUUGAAGUGAAUUUGUUGUACAUGACUCCUGUAACUUCGCUUAUUUGUUGUGUUUUUUUUACUGGAUUUCCAUACAACUGCUGGAAUUCUAUUGCCUCAGAUCAAUUUAGUGAAAACUCAUGAAUUUUCAUGUCAAAUAAAUGGUCUAUGGAUUUUUUUCCAGAGAGAAGAGCCAGUUUAUUUUGGCUCAUUGCUUAAACUUCCACUUGCUAGUGGACACAUUGUUUUUUCCAACCUAUAAAUGUUUCUCCGGUUUAAUCUUUAAAAGCAUCAGCCGAGGGUACAAAUCCUCAUUUAAGAAAGAAACGGUUUACCUGUGUUACCCAUUUGAGUGAUGAACAAAGCAAUGUGUUGAUUGUAUAAGUGAUUUUGUAUUUAGAUUUUGUACAUAGUGUAAAAUAAGCAGAACUUUACUCUUUUUAAAAAUAUGAACCCUAGAACUGUUGUCAUGUCUAUCUAUUUUUAACCUAUGGAAUAAAGAAAUGUUUUUAAGAUUA
Trematomus bernacchii (emerald rockcod) is the source of this 2029-nucleotide messenger RNA. Its product is annotated as myelin protein zero-like protein 2. The transcript is spliced from 5 exons. Lineage: Eukaryota; Metazoa; Chordata; Actinopteri; Perciformes; Nototheniidae. Bases 278 to 1072 code for a protein of 264 amino acids. The record is from RefSeq and is a predicted model, not a curated record. Gene Ontology annotation, biological process: cell-cell adhesion. Gene Ontology annotation, cellular component: membrane.